AUUAGUGCGCGCGGGCCAGAGGUUGAACACGACAUGCCUCCUUUUGAGAAAACGCAACUCACCCCCAAACCUUUUAAACAGAGGAAGAGCUUAGUAACGAGGAAACACGAGGUGGCGGGAAUCCGAACCAAGUUUCCGACCAAAAUCCCGGUGAUUAUUGAGCGAUAUCAGCGAGAGAAGUACUUGCCGCCUCUGGAUAAGACCAAAUUCCUCGUUCCUCAGGAGCUCACCAUGACACAGUUCGUCACCAUCAUCAGGAAUCGAAUGACCCUGAUGCCCAGUCAAGCUUUCUACCUGCUGAUCAACAACUCUGGCAUCGCCAGCAUGUCCCUGACCAUGGCUCAGCUCUACAAGGACCAUAAAGAUGAAGAUGGGUUCCUAUAUAUGACGUAUGCCUCACAGGAAAUGUUUGGAAACUGUAUGGAGCACAAUAAUCGGUGAAUGUUUUUGGGAGGGUUUUUGCAGGUUUUUGCAGAAGUUGCGCUUAUUUGCUACACAACUGUGAUUUAUUUAAAGUUUUGUAUAUAGUGUUCACUUUUUAGAUUUAUGAUAUUCCCUUUUGUAAUGAAUUGUUCUGUUUUAAUUGCCCAAGUAAUAAAUAGUCUUUAAUUCUUGCCGGCAACAUAAGUCACUUGUGCUGCAGAACUGUCCUCAUAUGCCUGAAAAAUAAAGUUUGUCAAC
Molecule: messenger RNA, 681 nt
Organism: Xyrauchen texanus (razorback sucker)
Lineage: Eukaryota; Metazoa; Chordata; Actinopteri; Cypriniformes; Catostomidae
Product: microtubule-associated proteins 1A/1B light chain 3C-like
Exons: 4
Coding region: 34-441 (135 amino acids)
Biological process (GO): macroautophagy; autophagy of mitochondrion; cellular response to nitrogen starvation
Cellular component (GO): autophagosome membrane; cytosol; autophagosome
Molecular function (GO): ubiquitin protein ligase binding
Source: RefSeq, a predicted model, not a curated record